This is a messenger RNA of Cyprinodon variegatus (sheepshead minnow), 1064 nucleotides long. It is a transcript of the gene insyn1, whose product is annotated as chromosome unknown open reading frame, human C15orf59. The transcript has 2 exons. Lineage: Eukaryota; Metazoa; Chordata; Actinopteri; Cyprinodontiformes; Cyprinodontidae. Gene Ontology annotation, biological process: inhibitory postsynaptic potential. The coding region runs from base 1 to 864 and encodes 287 amino acids. Gene Ontology annotation, cellular component: postsynaptic density. The record is from RefSeq and is a predicted model, not a curated record.
AUGAGCCGCCUCCUGUACAUGGAUGGGAUCAAACUUUUUGCCACUACAAGAGUGGUGGGUCAAAUCGAUAAAUUAACAUCCGACUUUGACUUCGACCUGGAGCCAGAUGAUUGGACGGUGGCCACAGCUAGCAGCACAUCCAGCAGUGAGCGAGGUUUGGGAGAAGCCUUCAGGCUGGACUUUCUCAAUGCAGAUGUGCUCUCUGAUAGCUGGGAGUUCUGCAGUUACCUAGAGGCUGCUGGUGCAGCUGCCCGCAGGUCUAGUGAACAACCAGGGGAUCUACAACAUGAGCUGGGCCAGGGAACUAUCCAGACCCAGACACCAACUCCACCCCCAACCACUGCCUCGGUCUACUCUCAGAUGAAUGGCGGACUUCCUAUCCCUAAUGGACCACGCAUUAUUACUCCAGACUCCUCUAGCGAGGAGGCCAGCAGCUCCACACACAGCCAAAAGACCUCCCGUACGUCUGGCACACGGGAAAGAGUCCGUUUCAGUGACAAAAUUCUCUACCAUGCAUUGUGCUGUGACGACGAUGAAGAGGAGGAGCAGGAGGAGUUACAGGAGGACAAGAGCGGCUGCGCUACACCAGACAGUGAUACAGAGCAAGGCGUUCUGGGUAGCUCAUUCGCUCCUAAGCGUUCUUCUUCUGAGCACUCACUCCUGCAUAACUGUCUGGACCCAUCCUAUGGCUCCUCGCCAGCAAAGGCGAUGACAGGAGCUCACACGCUACCCAGGAAAGGUCUCCUAAAUCCCAGCUGCCGCAAAAAACUGUUACGAAAUAGCAGCACACAAACUGUCUCUGAUAAGAGCACUCAAACUGUACUGCCCUAUAUUCCAACCAAACAGAAAGCAAAGGACCACUGAGGAAGCAAACAAAUCUCACGAAAAGGAACUGUGCAUUAUUUAAUAUUAAAUACAUAGCUCAUAGAUUAAUACACAAAUAACGAAUUACUAAAUAAAUAAAUGAUAUAUGAAAAAUCACUUGACUACCCAAACUCAUUCUGUGGCUCAGGGAAAACAAAAAGCAAUCAAAUAAAAAACAUUUAAAUAAUGUCUGUUUGUCG